AUGAGGCUCUCUCUUCUAGCAUGCGUGCCUUUGCUAGCUUCGGCUUUAGCGAGCCCAGCCGCCAUCAAGCCUAAUUCUGAAGGCAAAAAGGCCGAGGCCGAAAGGAGUGAAAAUCAAGAUACCAGUGGAGAGGCGCCUGAAACCAAUGCUGAGGUGACGAUGCCCGAGUUGCUUACUAUGGAAACGUUUGAUGAAUUCACUUCGAAACAUUUAUCCUUCAUUGAAUUUUUUUCUCCUUACUGCCACCACUGUCAAGCGUUAGCACCAAAAUGGGAACAGACCUUCAAGGAAACAGUCGAAAGUCAGCAGUCAUCAGGCAUUCAUAUGAGACAAGUGAACUGCGUCGAAAGCGGUGAUCUCUGUGAACGUGAAAUCGUGUCUUACUAUCCCAACUUGAGAGUCUACGUGCCAGAACUUAAUGCCGAGGGAGAACAUACCGGUAAGGCGAAGAUUGUGGACUCAUUUCCUCGUGCACUCAAACAAAACCCCGAAAAUUUCAAAAAGUUCAUGAAGAAGACGGCGGCUGAAUUUGGCGAUGGUUCCGGCUCGAUGCCCUCAUCGUCUCAGCUUCUCGACACUGACACCACAUUAAACAUCGUGGCCGGAGAAAUGGAAGAGCCAUGGUUUAUCGGCAUGUUCUCCUCUACUGACAAGGAAUGGGAGUCUGGAAAGUUUUCCAGAACAUGCAUGGACUGCUUGCGAAUUAAGAGUGACUGGGACAGAUUGUCUAACUUGAUCGUCAGCUCCACCAAAGCAGGCCAUCUCAAUUGUAAGUCAAACCCUGCUUUGUGUGAAAAACUCGGCUUCCCAGAAUUGAGCUCCGACUUACGUCAAUCACCAAAAUAUGCCAUGUUUUUGCCAAAACAUACUGGUAUAAUCAGGUUCGAUUACAACCGGGGAAUGGACAUUGAAUCAAUGAAGAAAUGGAUUCAGAAAUUAGCGCUCAAUUCUCAAUACGAAAUCGCCACCGCCGGUCACUUCGAGGACUUGGAUCUUUUUGUCACCGAAAAGCCAGAAAAGCCUUUGAGUGUUGAGCUCCCCUUGGACCCCAGAGUUGCUCUCAUCUUUGCGUUCGACAAGAAGAAAAUAACCAAAGAGGACAAAGACAUUCUUCCGCACCUUCUUGAAAUGGUGACAUCCCUGCCAUUCAACAUACGCUUAUACGGAUCCGGAUCAGUGAAGUUCGAGGAAACAUUGGAAUAUCAGUCCAAAGGGUUGGUUGACUUCAUUCGCACAGACGAAGACCUCAAAGAUGUGAAGUAUAAUCGCCCUCUACAUAUUGCAACCACAUUGACGAACAAACCAACUCUUUAUAUGUUCAAGGAAAACUCCAUGGUCCCAACAGUCUUCCAAAACUAUUCUCCGGAGGACAUGAGGAAUCCUGAAAGACUCGAAGCGUGGGUUCUGAAAAACAUGUUUCCUUUAUUCCAAGAAUUGACCCCAGAAUACAUUCAAUGGUACUUCAACGUGAAGGAUAAGAUGGAUGACAAAAUUGUCGUCACUUUUGUCGACAGCGACAAAGAGGACCAGUUUAAGGAGAUAUUAUACAACAUAUCAUUGGUGGCUCAUGAGUACUUGUUUUUGAAGAAAGAGUACUACUUCCAACUGUUGACUGAGGAGAGAAGCGCAAAGUGGGAUAGGAUCAAUGCUCUCAAGGAGAAGGGAGCUGAGCCGCUCGAGGUGAUUAAUGCUAUGAAAGCAGAAGUUCCACAUCUUUUUGACCAUGACGAUGCCCUUUUCGUGUACAUUGACUUGAAAGCGCACCCUGGUUUGGCGAAAUAUGUUGGUUGGGAUAUUGACGGGGAAGGCUACAAGCCUGGCGACUCGAUUGUCGUCUCCAAAAAUACCAAAUUUUACUGGGAUCGUUCCUUGCAAGGAGAAAAGCUCACGGUGGAGCCAGCAAAAUUGCGUCCAGUUUUAUUGCAUCUCCUAGACACUAAGUUAACAAAAGACAUAAAGAUUUCGGGUUUCACGCGCAAGCUAGCGGCAAGCCCAUUUACCAGCUGGUUCAGAACGCUCGACUCAAUCUACCAGCACGGUCCCCUCGGUGUAAUUUUCUUACUCAUUGGCUUCUACGUCAUGUACAAGAUUGCCAUGAGGUUUAUCAGAAGAAGCAAAAUCGGGCUGAAGGGAAAAGGGAUCAUUGGCAAUGUUACAGAAAAACACGACUAA
Messenger RNA from Candidozyma duobushaemuli, 2172 nucleotides. Its product is annotated as protein disulfide isomerase. Gene Ontology annotation, molecular function: protein disulfide isomerase activity. Gene Ontology annotation, cellular component: endoplasmic reticulum. NCBI's taxonomy places the organism in Eukaryota, Fungi, Ascomycota, Pichiomycetes, Serinales, Metschnikowiaceae. The record is from RefSeq and is a predicted model, not a curated record. The transcript has a single exon. The coding region runs from base 1 to 2172 and encodes 723 amino acids. Gene Ontology annotation, biological process: protein folding.